GGGUCAUUGGUCCAUUUGUAUAGGUAAAGUCUAGCAGCAGGUAUAAUAGGGGGCAGGUAGGGAGAUAAUAGGAAAAGAUCGGUGAGGAGAGAAUAGGUAACGUCCAGCGCUGUGACAUCACAGGGUUCGGGGUCCACAGGGGUCCCCCUCAGGCCUAUAAAAGGGCCACAUGAUCAGCGCUGCGCAGAGGGAAACACACACACUCCAUCUCGCAACCAUGGGAAAGAUCAUCUUCUACGAAGGCCGCAACUUCCAGGGCACAGCCUGGGAGUGCAACGGGGACUGCUCCGACACCUUCAGCCACUUCAGGUGCUGCAACUCCCUGCGCGUCAUGGGGGGCCACUGGGUGGCCUACGAGAAGCCCAACUUCAACGGCUACCAGUACAUGCUCAACAAGGGAGAGUACCCCGAGUUCAACCACUGGAUGGGCUUCAACAACUGCCUGCGCUCCUGCCAGAUGAUCCCUCCCUAUAGAGGAUCCUAUCGCAUGAGGAUCUACAACCGGCCCAACAUGUCCGGCCACAUGAUGGAGUUCAUGGAGGACUGCCCCAACGUCAACGAGCGUUUCCGUUACCGUGACAUCUACUCGUCCCACGUGAUCGAGGGCUACUGGGUGUUCUACGAGCACCCCAACUACAGGGGGCGCCAGUUCUUCCUGCGCCCCGGCGAGUACCGCGGCUGCAUGGACUGGGGCUGCGUCAACCCCAUGGUGGGCUCCUUCAGACGCAUGAGGCCCAGCCUGAUGUGA
Messenger RNA from Clupea harengus (Atlantic herring), 748 nucleotides. RefSeq names its product crystallin, gamma MX, like 2 (gene crygmxl2). Lineage: Eukaryota; Metazoa; Chordata; Actinopteri; Clupeiformes; Clupeidae. The record is from RefSeq and is a predicted model, not a curated record. Gene Ontology annotation, molecular function: structural constituent of eye lens. Gene Ontology annotation, biological process: visual perception; lens development in camera-type eye.